Leptosia nina is the source of this 3378-nucleotide messenger RNA. NCBI's taxonomy places the organism in Eukaryota, Metazoa, Arthropoda, Insecta, Lepidoptera, Pieridae. The record is from the annotation of a GenBank genome assembly.
AUGACAAAUCGAGCAUGGGUCACCUUAGCUACAAACGACUCUUACGGUCUCGGGGCCUUGGUCCUUGCACACUCCUUACGCCGACUUGGAUCAGCUUACCCAGCGGUUGUCCUCAUCACACCUUCAGUAACUGAUGCUAUGAGGGAGCGUCUUCAAGCAGUAUUCGCCGAAGUAAUAACUGUGGACGUGCUGGAUUCCCAAGAUGCUGCUCAUUUAGCGUUGCUGCAGCGACCAGAACUGGGCAUCACCUUUACCAAGAUACACUGUUGGAAUCUUACACAGUAUGAGAAAUGCGUCUUCUUGGAUGCUGAUAUUUUGGUUGUCCAAAACUGUGAUGAAUUGUUUGAAAGGGAGGAGCUAUCAGCGGCUCCAGAUGUAGGUUGGCCAGACUGCUUUAACUCUGGCGUCUUUGUCUUCAAACCUUCGGCAGAUACCUUCAGUAGACUCAUCAGAUUCGCGCAAGAACGCGGAAGUUUUGAUGGCGGCGAUCAAGGUCUUUUGAAUUCUUUCUUCUCCGACUGGUCCACAGAUAGCAAUAAGCGACUACCAUUUCUUUACAAUGUUACAUCUGCAGCCUUUUACUCGUACCUGCCCGCGUUGAAACAUUUCGGGCAGAACCUGAAAAUCAUUCACUUCAUCGGUCCAGCGAAACCGUGGCUUCAGCAUUAUAAUUUUGAAUCUCAAAACGUGGACGCCCCAGAACAUUUGAAAGGGUUCCUGCAGUUAUGGUGGGAUCUCUUCAGGACCUGUGUUCAUACUCAGUUAGAUGUAUCAAUGGGUAAUAUAGAAGAGCCUUCUUCAGAAAUAACAAGAGAGAGGAUUGAAGAUUUACCACAAUUCGAUGAGCCAGAAUUGGAUUAUACUACGUACGAGCCUGCUUUAGAUCCGACCUCAGAGUUUCCGUGGCACCAUCCGGACAAUCAAGUCGAAACUCAAGAUUACGAAGCCUAUGAACUAGAUAAAAAUACAUUUCAUGACCCAUGGGAUAUGUAUAGAGGCAAUAUUCUCCCCAAAAGUGAGAAUUCGAAAGAAUACGUCCAACCGGAGACGGCAGAUUGUAGUGAAACGAGAAGAUAUGCAUGGGAGAAUACACAUUAUGAACCAAUUAUAAAAAAACACGUUGAUUAUAAUCCUUAUAACACUUUCGACAACAGUGACAAUUCAUUUUAUAAUCACAACGAUAAUAUUACACAUCAAAUUAAUGUGGACAACGAAAUAAAUAAUAAAUUAUUUGAAAAUAAUUCAAUGUACAAUUUACCAAAUCAUAAUGCUAGCCAAACCGAAUAUACUCAAUCUUACAAAGAGCCUCAUAAUGACUUACCGCAACACAACUAUGUCGAACAUAAUUUCCACAAUACUAAAAAUAACAUUGAAGCUGCUACACCAUUACAAAACAAAAAUAAUUACAUCUAUUGCGUUCAUAUGGAUCACGAAAAGCCUAUAUACAAUAAUAAAAAUAAUGAACACAAAGUGCAUGAAAAUGGUAGUGAGUUUGUCGAAAGCUAUGAAGAUAUUCGACCAAGGCACCCUUACGAUGGAUUUUACUUGAGGCACAAGGCGACAAUAGAUUCCAGAGGAAUAAAGUUAUGUUCGCACGAAAUACCUCCCAUUAUUCUUCAUACUUCCCAUUCACCACCUACAGAUGGUUUGGAUGACUACGAAGAUGCAGAAGAUCCAAUGGAAAAUGGUUAUUAUUACGAUGAAGGCGAAGAAACUGGUGUAGCUGGCAACUUAGCCCGUGUUCAGCCCGGAGUUUCUCUUCAACGAGAGGCAUUAGAUGAAUUAUCCCGACGCCAAGGUUGGGAGUCUGGUAAUAUAGAUUACAUGGGCGCUGAUUCUUUCGCAAAUAUCUGGGCAAAAAUUUCCCAAACCUUAAAUCAAGGAACAUCUUCACCGCCAAAAGAACCAUCUCCACCAAAAGAAUCUCCCCAAGCACCUGUAGAAAAGGCAACCGAAGUACAAGAGGUUGUUGAGAAACUCGCCUCUGCGUCGCUCGACGAAUCAAAUGAUAUACCCGUGCCUGCAAAGGAAGCAGCAUUCGCCGCAGGUAAACCCAUUGACCCGGUUUCCCAGCAAGAUGAAAAAACUGAAGUUCCUGAACCUAGACCAGAAACCGUCCCCGAAAUAGAAUCCAAAUCCAUUAUUACUGAAGUUAAGACUGAAACGCCUGCGGCAACUGAAGUUACUUCAGGAAUUGCCGUAGAACAACCCGUUCAAAGUAGUCCUUCUGAAGUUGAAAAUGUUUCUGUUUCGAUUCCUCAAACAGAAACACCAAUAGAUGUACCUAAAGCAGAUUCUGAAUCAAUUAUUCCUACCGUGUCGCAUGAAACAACAGUAGGGGAAUCUAUACCUUCUCAAGACAUAGAUCAUGAUAAGAGUAUUAGUUUAAAAGAAUCUGAAAAUGUGCAUGUUCCAGACCCUACAAAACAAACCUCUAUUGAACCCUCAGUACCAGAAUCCAUCCAAGCAUCACCAAACACCGAAGUUGAAACUGUACCAACUUUAGAUGCUGUGCAUGAACCCAAGGAAAUGUCGUCAGUUUCUAAAUCGGAGUCUGCUGAGUUGGCAACCGAUGCUGCAAACGAGUGCAUUGAAACAUUGCAUGAAUCUAAGCCCGUGCCAGAAGCAUCAGUUGCUUCCACAGAAUUAGCAUCUACACCCUUGCCACAAGAAAUUGAGACUGAGAAAGAAUCGUUAAAAUCCGAAACUUGUGAAGUGCUAGACGCAAAAGUGGCAGCGGAAUCCGAUAAACCACAAGCUCCCGUUUCCAUUGUUGUCCCUACACCAGACCCAGUACCGCAAAUUCCUGAGCCCACCAAGCCGGAAUCAGACUCCGUGCCCCAGCCAAUACUCCGUCUCAAGAAGAAGUGCCUAGUGUUCCGGCAGCCAAAUCUCUCGAGGAGGCAGCCCAAGAGACGCGGCUUUGAUAAAGUGGAGGAGCGUCGCAGGCCGGCCAGCAAGUUGCAGUUGAAACCGCCAGCUGCUGCCGAUCCGCUGCCAACGCCCGACAGCGAAUUCGAAGACGCUGCAACAUUAGCGCAAUCCAUCAUCGCUAGCGAAUUGCGCACCCCGACCGUCACUUCAGCGUCGCCGACCGGCCUCAUAUCUCCACAACUUCAAUCACAAGAAGGACUUAGCGUCACGAAACCUGACGUGCCGACCCCACCAGUGGACCCAGUUUCACUCUCACAGAUCGGCGUUAAACCUAAAUCGAAACCCACCACAGCCGCCCAAAUUGAAUCGUCUCUCGCCGAGAAGACAGAGCCAGAAGCACCCAAGAAGAAAGUGUUGAAGAAGGUGAAAAAAGACGGUGCUUCUAGUGGUGAAGCUCCUGUUCCUCCGCCACGAAAAAAGGAGAAAAAACCUAAAGAUAAAUAA